GGGCGGUCGCUUCUAAGAGGAGAGCCUAGAGGACCCUGCACCCUCGCCUGCAGCAGCCACGACAGCAGCAACCGCAGUCGCUGUCGCCCCGUAGCCAACCGCCACCAUGGUGAAGAUCGUGACGGUGAAGACGAAGGCGUACCCGGACCAGAAGCCCGGUACGAGCGGGUUGCGGAAGCGGGUGAAAGUGUUCCAGAGCAACGCCAACUACGCGGAGAAUUUCAUCCAGAGCAUCGUCUCCACCGUGGAGCCGGCGCUGAGGCAGGAGGCCACACUGGUGGUGGGCGGGGACGGCCGCUUCUACAUGACCGAGGCCAUCCAGCUGAUCGUCCGCAUCGCGGCCGCCAACGGGAUUGGCCGUCUGGUUAUUGGACAGAAUGGCAUCCUCUCCACUCCUGCUGUGUCCUGCAUCAUCCGAAAAAUCAAAGCCAUUGGUGGGAUCAUUCUGACGGCCAGCCACAAUCCAGGAGGGCCCAACGGAGAUUUUGGGAUUAAGUUCAAUAUUUCUAAUGGGGGUCCUGCUCCAGAAGCAAUCACUGACAAAAUUUUCCAAAUCAGCAAGACAAUCGAAGAAUAUGCCAUUUGUCCUGACUUGAAGGUAGACCUCAGUGUUCUGGGAAAGCAGCAGUUUGACCUGGAAAACAAGUUCAAGCCCUUCACAGUGGAGAUUGUGGACUCGGUGGAGGCCUAUGCCACAAUGCUGAGAAACAUCUUUGAUUUCAACGCACUGAAGGAGCUACUGUCCGGUCCUAACCGACUGAAGAUCCGCAUAGACGCCAUGCAUGGAGUUGUGGGGCCGUAUGUAAAGAAGAUCCUCUGUGAGGAGCUUGGUGCCCCCGCAAACUCUGCGGUGAACUGCGUUCCCCUGGAGGACUUUGGAGGCCACCACCCUGACCCCAACCUCACCUACGCUGCUGACCUUGUGGAGACCAUGAAGUCAGGAGAGCAUGAUUUUGGGGCUGCCUUUGAUGGUGAUGGGGAUCGGAACAUGAUUCUAGGCAAGCACGGGUUCUUUGUGAACCCCUCUGACUCUGUGGCCGUCAUCGCUGCCAACAUCUUCAGUAUUCCGUAUUUCCAGCAGACUGGGGUCCGUGGCUUUGCACGCAGCAUGCCCACAAGUGGCGCCCUGGAUCGGGUAGCAAACGCCACAAAGAUCGCUUUGUAUGAGACCCCAACUGGCUGGAAGUUUUUUGGGAACUUGAUGGAUGCAAGCAAACUGUCCCUUUGUGGAGAGGAGAGCUUCGGGACUGGUUCUGACCACAUUCGCGAGAAAGAUGGACUGUGGGCUGUCCUGGCCUGGCUCUCCAUUCUGGCCACCCGCAAGCAGAGUGUGGAGGACAUCCUCAAAGAUCACUGGCAGAAGUUUGGUCGGAACUUCUUUACCAGGUAUGACUACGAGGAGGUGGAAGCUGAGGGCGCCAGCAAGAUGAUGAAGGACCUGGAGGCCCUGAUGCUGGACCGCUCCUUUGUGGGGAAGCAGUUCUCAGCAAACGAUAAAGUCUACACUGUAGAGAAAGCUGAUAAUUUUGAGUACAGUGAUCCAGUAGAUGGAAGCGUUUCCAAGAAUCAGGGCUUGCGGCUUAUAUUUGCAGAUGGUUCUCGUAUCAUCUUCAGACUGAGUGGCACCGGGAGUGCAGGGGCCACCAUUCGAUUGUAUAUUGAUAGUUAUGAGAAGGAUGCUGCCAAAAUCCAUCAGGAUCCCCAGGUCAUGCUGGCUCCCCUGAUCUCCAUUGCUCUGAAGGUGUCCCAGCUCCAGGAGAGGACAGGACGCACUGCCCCCACUGUCAUCACCUAGAAAGAUGGCCAGACGUGGUACGUCCCUCCACCCAGGACCCAUCCACGCCACCGGUUGAAGAGCAUGGACAGAAACAGUGUAUUCGCCUGGGCUUUUUAGGACUUGAUUUUUUACUUCCCACUUGAUAAAUAGCCAAUUGUGAGGCAUUGCCACCGUGUGGGGGAGAAGGAUGGCAGGCCUGAGAGCUCACACUCACGUCUGUCCCUUCCCUUGCCCUGUUGAACUGCUGCUGUGUGGCCCUUGGUCUCCUAGCGUCAGCUACUGCUUACACCACCAUGUAAAGGUUUGGAGGCUGAGGGUCAGCAGUAAGGCCAUCUCCUGUCCGUAGGGUGUGCCCGUGAAAUGAUUUUGAGGUUCCUGCUCCACUGUGAAAGUCCCCAUUUACUGUUUACAUGUCAUCCAACAGUGUACGGUUUCUGGUGCCUUCUCUCUAAUCAGUUUUCCUCCGAGUGAGACAUGCUUGUCUACAGAUCUCUGCGUUGUUUUGCAGCAUGGUCCCAUCCGCACCGAUAUUUGGGACAUUAAAGCAGAAUGCACUUAC
Molecule: messenger RNA, 2336 nt
Organism: Arvicola amphibius (Eurasian water vole)
Lineage: Eukaryota; Metazoa; Chordata; Mammalia; Rodentia; Cricetidae
Gene: Pgm1
Product: phosphoglucomutase 1
Exons: 11
Coding region: 107-1795 (562 amino acids)
Biological process (GO): carbohydrate metabolic process
Cellular component (GO): cytosol
Molecular function (GO): magnesium ion binding; phosphoglucomutase activity
Source: RefSeq, a predicted model, not a curated record